This is a messenger RNA of Saccoglossus kowalevskii, 522 nucleotides long. RefSeq names its product retinoic acid receptor responder protein 3-like. The record is from RefSeq and is a predicted model, not a curated record. Lineage: Eukaryota; Metazoa; Hemichordata; Enteropneusta; Harrimaniidae.
AUGGCUGCAGGCGCCUUUAACAACAACCUCAAUGAUGUUGAUAUAUACGAUUAUAAAGUAGGCGAUAUGUUGGCAUUUCGUCACAUAGUGUACGACCACUUUGCUGUAUACAUUGGCAACGGCAAUGUAAUCCACCUGACGGGAGAGAGCGAAGUAGUUGGUAUCAGUGGCAAAGCACAAUAUGUAUUCUCCGUAUCAGGCAAACAAUACAACAAGGCUGUCGUGAAGUGCGACAGACUUGAAGACGUCGAUGGUAAAGCGAGGAUUAAAAAUAAAGACGCGAAAAACAAGCCCCCUCUACCACCACGACAGAUACUCGCCAGGGCUACGGAGAAAUUGGGGCCCAUUGAAUAUAACGUGGAAGACCUUUUGAUUGGAAUUGGAAUUGGAGCUCUUGGGAUAAUAGCUGUCGGUGUAGUUGCUGGAGUUAUCUUGAACAUGAACGACGACGACGGGGAUGACGAGGAGGAGAAGAGAAGGCGGAGGCGAAGGCGAAGGCGAAUAAAGCAGAAUUAUGAAUGA